Lolium rigidum is the source of this 597-nucleotide messenger RNA. RefSeq lists its product as uncharacterized. The record is from RefSeq and is a predicted model, not a curated record. The transcript is spliced from 3 exons. Bases 1 to 597 code for a protein of 198 amino acids. NCBI's taxonomy places the organism in Eukaryota, Viridiplantae, Streptophyta, Magnoliopsida, Poales, Poaceae.
AUGCGGUUCAGGAUCCGGAAGAAGCCUGCCUCUGCGGCGGCGCCGGCGGCAGACGGCAGCAACAGGACCGCUUCUUCCACGGCCGCCGUGCUGGCGGGUAUCGGGACCGCGGGCAGCGGCGGCGGGGCGUUGAUCGUCGCUAGCCCAGAUCGCUAUGGCACAGAGAAUGGAGGAAGCAGAGAUGAGUCAUUCUUCGAGGCAAGGCCGUGGUUAGACUCUGAUAGCGAAGAUGAUUUCCAAAGCGUGAGGGGAGACUUCACUCCUGCAAGAGGUAGUAUUAGUACCCCAGAUCACCAGAUGCAAACAUUCGCACCGCGGUUAUCUGUGGACACACCAAAGCCUUCACUGACGGACAAGAAACAGAGGCUCCUUGAGCUUCUCCAGGAAAAGCAGCAGUAUGAUGACGAGCAAGAUGGCGCUACCGAUGCUGGUAGCGAGACGGGGAACGGCACUGUUCAUGCUGAAGAACAUCUGAAUCCUUCUGGUAAAGUAGAGAAGGCAAAGAAGCCAACCAAGACAGGUUGCUUCCCUUGCUCUGUUUGGAAGCUUAGUUUCAAGAGCUGCUGGAAGAAGAAAAAAGAGCACAAGGAUUUGUGA